CAAACCCUUCAACCUUCACACUGCUAGCUAUAUAUAGCAUCGUAAUGGGAACGAUGAAGCUCGAGAAAAAAACUCCCUGUCACGUGGUGGCGCUGCCGUACCCCGGCCGAGGACACAUCAACCCCAUGAUGAACCUCUGCAAGCUCCUCGCUUCGAAACAACCAGAUAUCCUCGUCACCUUCGUCGUCACAGAAGAGUGGCACGGCUUCAUCGGAUCCGACCCGAAACCCGACAACAUCCGGUUCUCGACGUUGCCUAACGUCAUACCCUCCGAGAUCGGCCGGGCCAAGAACUUUCCGGGAUUCGUGGAGGCGGUGAGGACCAAGCUGCAAGAACCGUUCGAGAUACUUCUGGACCGGCUCGAGCCGGAGGUAAGCGUUAUAGUUGCUGAUCCGUAUGUGGUUUGGGCCGUGAGGGUUGGGAAUAAGAGGAAUAUUCCGGUGGCUUCGCUUUGGACGAUGUCGGCGUCUGUGUUCACGACGUUUGAUCACUUCGAGAUGAUCAGAGAAAAUGGCCACUUCCCUGCGGAUGUGUCAGUCCGGGGAGAUGAAGUAAUAGAUUACAUCCCCGGAAUCUCCAGCACCCGCAUGGCAGAUCUUCCCACUAUAUUCUAUGGUGAUGGUCAAAAAGUCCUCAACAUAGCCCUUGAAGCAGUUUCCAGCACUCACACAGCACAAUACCUCUUAUUAACUUCGUUCUACGAGCUUGAGCCCCAUGCCUAUGAUACAUUGAGAGCCAAACUGUCUGCACCCGUCUACCCAAUUGGCCCAAGCAUCCCACUCUUCGAGCUUUCGAAAACUGCUCAUGACAAUGACCUAAACUAUCUGCACUGGCUAGACUCUCAACCGAAAAUCUCUGUCCUGUACAUCUCACUGGGAAGUUUCUUGUCUGUAUCAAAUGCCCAGAUGGACGAAAUCGUUGACGGGGUGAAGAACAGCGGUGUUAGGUUCUUGUGGGUGGCGCGUGGGGAUGCUUCUAAGCUCAAAGAUGGUGUUGGUGACAUGGGUUUGGUGGUGCCUUGGUGUGAUCAGUUACGGGUGCUGUGUCACUCUUCCAUUGGAGGGUUUUGGUCGCAUUGUGGUUGGAACUCAACUCAAGAAGCUGUCUAUGCUGGUCUUCCGGUUCUUACUUGCCCUAUAUUUUGGGACCAAAUCCCUACUGGAAAGCAAAUUGUGGAGGAUUGGAAGAUUGGGUAUAGGGUGAACAAGAAGAAAGUUGAUGGUGAAGACUUGGUGACCAGAGAGGAGAUUGCAGAACUUGUGCAGAGGUUUAUGGAUGUUGAAAGCAACGAGGGGAAGGAGAUGAGGAAAAGAGCAAAACAACUUCAGGAGACUUGUCAUGGAGCUAUUGCAAAGGGUGGUUCUUCCGACUCCAACCUUGAUGCUUUUAUUAAGGAUAUUUCACAAGGUUAA
This is a messenger RNA of Fragaria vesca subsp. vesca, 1412 nucleotides long. Its product is annotated as UDP-glycosyltransferase 87A1-like. Bases 45 to 1412 code for a protein of 455 amino acids. NCBI's taxonomy places the organism in Eukaryota, Viridiplantae, Streptophyta, Magnoliopsida, Rosales, Rosaceae. The transcript has 2 exons. The record is from RefSeq and is a predicted model, not a curated record. Gene Ontology annotation, molecular function: UDP-glycosyltransferase activity.